UACACUUUAUUUACAUUUACAUAUCUUGACAAUCAGCUGAUUAGAGAGAAAUAUUUGCUGCAUUCUAGUCCAAUAGAAAAUGAACAAGUUUAAGAAACUUAAUAUGUUAAAUUGUAAUAUUUGGGUUAAUAAAAUACAAAACAAGUGAUAAUAUAAUGAAUAGUGAUGAAGCCAAUUUGCUGGACUUAGAAGACAAAGUAAAUGUGCAAGGUGAAGAGUCCUGCAGCCAAAAUAAUUUGCACUUUACUGAGUGUAAAAAAAUUCGCACGAACGAAUACGCAGCCAAAAUAGAACAGUUGAAAGAAAUCAUAAAGAAAAAUGUGUUGGGAUGUGAUUUAACUGUGUGUAUUUUUAUAGCAGCAUUAAAGUCAUACAGGGUAGAUGGCUGUUUGAGACCGUUUCCUCAUUAUUUUAUAAACGAAAACAACGAAAAGGACUUUUCUUCGCUUCAAUCUGCAUGCGAUAAACUUCCUAGUCUAAGAGAUUUUGUAACUUUACCAACAAAUAUUUUGCCAAAAGAUGUAGUAAAUCUAUUGGUAUGGUUAUUCUUGGAAUCUAGUUUCCCAGUUUUAUCUCCCUCUCAAUUGAAUGAAAUACCUAUCUCUGUAGGAACUGCUGAGCAGAAUAAUGUUAUACCUCAUUUUGUGUUCAAAGUUUACCAUAGUAAAAGAUCUGAAGGGAACUGGAUCCAAAGAGUGGACAAUAGAGAUACAUUUUAUGCCUUUCAUGGUAGUUCAAUCCAUAACUUUUAUUCCAUAUUAAAAUUCGGUUUGCAGCCUCAUUUCUCAAAUGGCAAGGAAGUACUGUUUGGUAGUGGAAUAUAUCUCUCAAGUGAGAUAUCAGUUUGUACAAAUUAUGCUUCUUAUGGAGAAACUUGGAAAAAGAGUUCCUUGGGGACUAAGCACAGUAUAAUAGCAGUUGCUGAAAUAAUCAAUGACCAUGAAGAAGUCAAAUGCAAAGAUAAAAAUAAUAAAGGACGAUCAUUCAACCAAGACAGUUAUGGAGAAAUACCAGAAAAGUAUUUUGUUGUAACUAAUAGUGAACUAUUAAGAGUAAAGUACCUUCUAGUCUAUACACAGAAACGCCCUAAUAUGGUAAAGUCUUUUAUCAAAACAAAUUUUCUGUGGAUUAUUAUCACAUUAUAUUUUUUAUUAUUAGUCUUUAUUGGAUUUUUAAACGGCCCUUAUUGGCAAAAAAUCUUAAGAUAUUUAUCAAUUAAAUAAACUACUGUUUUUGCAA
Sitophilus oryzae (rice weevil) is the source of this 1239-nucleotide messenger RNA. RefSeq names its product protein mono-ADP-ribosyltransferase PARP16-like. Bases 156 to 1223 code for a protein of 355 amino acids. Gene Ontology annotation, biological process: endoplasmic reticulum unfolded protein response. Gene Ontology annotation, cellular component: membrane; endoplasmic reticulum tubular network; nuclear envelope. Gene Ontology annotation, molecular function: NAD+ poly-ADP-ribosyltransferase activity; kinase binding; protein serine/threonine kinase activator activity. NCBI's taxonomy places the organism in Eukaryota, Metazoa, Arthropoda, Insecta, Coleoptera, Curculionidae. The record is from RefSeq and is a predicted model, not a curated record. The transcript is spliced from 5 exons.